Molecule: messenger RNA, 4954 nt
Organism: Catharus ustulatus (Swainson's thrush)
Lineage: Eukaryota; Metazoa; Chordata; Aves; Passeriformes; Turdidae
Gene: STK36
Product: serine/threonine kinase 36
Exons: 26
Coding region: 235-4374 (1379 amino acids)
Biological process (GO): protein phosphorylation
Cellular component (GO): cytoplasm
Molecular function (GO): protein kinase activity; ATP binding
Source: RefSeq, a predicted model, not a curated record
GCAGGAGCCGAGCGAGCUUCAUCCCGCAGCGGGGCUGCUGCGCCAGGGCUCGGGGCUCGUCCUGCCUUGGAGCCACUGGGCAGGAACAAAGCCUGGGCGGGGGUGGGGGGGACACUCGCCCAGGGGAACGGGCGCCGGGUGCAGCCCCGCGGCAGGGGAGGUGCCCGCGGCAGGGGAAACGCUGCUCCUCACUGGCCUCUUCGCCUCGGCAGCUCAGCGGCCCCGUCCUGAACGAUGGAGAACUACCACGUCCUGGAAAUGAUCGGCGAAGGGUCCUUUGGGCGCGUGUACAAGGGGCGCCGGAAGCACAGCGCCCAGGUGGUGGCCUUGAAGUUCAUCCCCAAGGUGGGGCGGUCUGAGAAGGAGCUGAAGAACCUGCAGCGGGAAAUUGAGAUUGUGAGAGACCUCCAUCACCCCAACAUCAUCCAGCUGCUUGACAGCUUUGAGACUGAUAAGGAGGUGGUGGUCGUGACUGACUACGCAGAGGGAGAGCUCUUCCAGAUCCUGGAGGAUGAUGGGAGUUUGCCUGAGGACCAGGUCCAGACCAUAGCUGCCCAACUCAUCUCUGCUCUCUACUACCUGCACUCCCACCGCAUCCUGCACCGUGACAUGAAACCCCAGAACAUCCUGCUGGGCAAAGAUGGUGUUGUCAAGCUCUGUGACUUUGGGUUUGCCCGUGCCAUGAGCAUCCACACCCUGGUGCUGACGUCCAUCAAGGGCACCCCGCUGUACAUGUCCCCUGAGCUGGUGGAAGAACGGCCGUAUGACCACACAGCAGACCUGUGGUCUGUGGGCUGCAUCUUGUACGAGCUGUUUGUGGGCACUCCUCCCUUCUACACCAACAGCAUCUUCCAACUUGUCAGCCUUAUCCUCAAGGACCCUGUCAAAUGGCCUGAGAACAUGAGCCCAGUGUUCAAGAGCUUCCUUCAGGGAUUACUAAUGAAGGACCCCCACCAGCGCCUAUCAUGGCCAGAGCUACUUUCUCACCCCUUCAUUGCUGGACGGGUUACUGUGAUUGAUGACACAGAAGAGCAUGGGAUUUCAAACCCGUUCACCACCAAGCUGUCGCCAGAGCUGCAGGCCCUGAAGGAGCAGCAAGUCCAUUCCAUGGCCCCCAGGAGCAGCCAGUCCAAGAUCCUGAGAAAGGCCCAGCAGAAGAUGGUUGAAGAGACACAGAAAAAGGGCCAGCUGAAGGCAGGUGAUGCAUCUAUGAAGGAUUCUGACAAUGGACAUCCCACACACAGACCCAGAGCAGCAUCACAGAAGGCAACCCCUGAGAAGAGGGAGCCCUUGGCUUCCUCCAGUGAGAAGAAUCCAUGUCUCUUGCAAGGAAAGACCAGCACACCCAAGUGGGAGUCUGAGGAGUCUCCUCCCAACCCAGGGCAACACAGCCUCUCUCGAGACUAUGAGUGGGAGUCUCCUGUAGCAGGUUCCCCUCCACAGGCUGGUGCUGGCAGGGCAGAGCCCUGGAGCAGGCACAGCAUUGAGGUCGUGGACCUGGACAGUGAGGAGCUGGAGAGCGAUGAGGAGUGGCAGUACCUGAUUGAGGACACUGAGCCCUCAGCAAAGCAGCUGAGUGUGACUAUGAGCCUCCUGAGGGACCCGGUCUUCCAGCACCGUGUCCAGGACCGCCUGGCAGACUCUGCUCAGCGGGCGCUGGAGGGGAUGCUGGUGGGAGCCUCCCAUCUUCGUACUGUGCUUCAUGUUAUGCUCAACCUCCUGUCCAGCCGGUGUGAUGCUGAGCUGCUGGACCACUUCUGCCAAGAGCUGAAUGUGCCUCUGUCCCUGCUGCGUCUAGCCAAGCAGAUCCUGGAAAGUGGUGUCACCAAGAAGCAGCCGUGGUGUAUCGCUGUGCUGACAGACAUCAUCAUGGUGACGAAAGUUUAUUUCAGCAGUGAAUGCAGCCUGGAGGAGAGUGGCCCAAAGGACAGCCUGCAGGAGAGUGCUGACUGCUUCCUGGCCCUGCUGCCAGAGCUGCUGGCUGCCCCAGCCGACAGUGAGAUGAAACUCUGCCAGCAAAGCCUCCUGUGCUUCACCCAGCUUUGUGAGAACCUGAAAAUGGCAGAUCCCUCUAUCUCUGCACACUUCUACACCAGGCUGCAAGAGGAGCAUCAGCCCCUGCUGAACAGACUUCUUCAGGGAUCCAUCUCAGAGCAGCCUGCUCUUCAAGGUGCAGCAGUGGAGGGCAAGUCAGCCCAUGACCAAAGCCCAUGUGUGGCAGAUCUCUUCCUGGCUGCUUUGGCUGCUGCAUGCAGCAUCCCCCUGGAGAGAAACAGCUUUCGAGAAGCCAAGCAGCAGGUUGCUUACACAGUAGCUGAAAAACUCAUGGAAGGAGAGUGCCAGCAGCUUGCAAGACUGGUGGGGAGGCUGGAGCACCCAGGCUGCUCCCUGAAUGUCCUGACGAUCCUCUACGCUGGCUGUCAUGCCUGCCCGAACCUGUGCCAGCACCUGGGAAGGAGCCAACCACUGUGGGGUUCCCUCAUGCAACUCUUAAAGACUGAGGUCCCUGUGGUGGAGGUGACCCAGAAGGCAGCCUGUGAAGCCUCUCUGUACCUGCUGGCCCUGCUCACCCUGCAGUUUCAGGCAUCCCCUCCCAGGCGUGAGGAGAUGGUUACCCUGGCUGUGGAUCUCAUCAUCCAGUCUCCUGUUGUGUCCCUUGUGGGUGCUGCAGCAUUUCUCCUGGCACAGCUCAGUCAGCAUGGGGUGGCUUUGGAGCUCAAGAGAGAAAAGAUCCUACCAGUGGUAACAAAUGCGCUGACAGCACCUGCUGAGGUAUGGGAUGGGGACAGAGAAACUGGGGACCCAUGCCUACCCCAAUGUGAAGGUGUGCAAAGGUGGGCUCAGAAGGGUGCAAGUGUGAUGCCAUCAAGCCCAGCAACCAGCUCCAGACUGUCUCCCGCUCUCUUACAGCUGCAGCUCCCCCUGCCAAUGGGUGCUGGUCUCUAUGAUGGGCUCUUCUUCCUCCUGCUGAAACUCCUUGAACAGGAGGAUGUGGUCUUGGAGCAGGGCUUUGCUUCCUCAGAGCUAUGGAGCCUGAUCUGGCAUUGUGUUGCUGUGGUGCUUCAUGUGCGCACCAACAAGGCAGUGCUGGAGGGAGACCCACCCCCAAGUGCUGGUCACCUCAUGGCAGAGCCAGAUUGGAACCUCCUCUCCCCUAAAGGAACCCUGCUCUUCCUCAGGCUGGCCUUCAGUGUCUUCACUCGUGAGUCCCACCAGUGUCUGUCUCAGCUCACUCAGUCCCACGGUGUGCUCACGGUGACACUGAAGAGACUGCUGUCCCCUGGCUUCUUGGCAUGCCUGGCACAGAUGCAAGCAGGAAAGGAUGGGAACCCUGAGGUUGUGCCAAAUGUGGUCAUCCAGGUCUGCCAGCUUCUUUCUUUCCCUUUUGCCCUGGAUGUGGAUAAAGAUACCUUAGCACUGAUCAUGGAGGCUGUGAGAGACACGCAGAUCCCUGCACAGCUGCUGCAGGUCUGCGCUCACCAUCUGCCCUUCUCAUUCACCGAGCUCCCCAUGGGCCUCUUGUGCCAAUUUGUGGUGUCUGAUACACAGGUCAUAGACCAAGUGGUGAAGGAAGCUGCUGCUUCAGAGCACAUUGUUGCCUUCUUGAAGUCUGUCUUGUUCUCAGACAAUGUCAUACUCACAACUGACCUCCUGUCUCUCUUGAGCCACGUGGCGCGGGCCUGUUCAGAGCACCUGCCUUUUCUCCAGACAAUCCUAAGGGACUCAGAUGUGGCUGACCAGCCACUGACCUACCUGCUCAGCCACAAGCAACACCUGAUACGGGCCAGAACCUGCAACUUGCUGGGCAACCUGCUCCGCCACAGCUUUUCCCCAGUGCUUGAGGGCCAGCCCGGUUGGCUGGAAAGGCUGCUAGAGUGCCUGUCAGACCCGGAGAGCUGCGUGCGCAGGGCAGCCACCUUUGCAGUGGGCAACGCCGCCCGCCACGCGUCUUGUCCGGCGGGGACCCUGGGCAGGGCCGUGCCCACGCUGACCCGGCUGCUGGGCGACACGCAGGCCAAGACGUGCUGCAACGCGGCCCUGGCCCUCAGCAACCUGGGCCAGCGCGGGGCAGAGCUGCGGGAUCUGCUGAUCCAGAACAGGGCCCCCGACCUCCUGCUGCAGGUGAGCUGCCAGGACCCGCGGAAGACCGUGCAGGAGAGAGCCCUCGAGGCACUGCAAGCCCUCAGCCAGUACCCUGGGAUCCAGCAGGUCCUGCUCUCCCUCAAAGCCACCGAGAAGCUGGCCGCGCUGGCCGGUGUCAGUCCCCGGUCGCCUUCUGCCCGGUACUGCGAGCUGCUCCUCCGCCGCCUCGCAGAUCUGCCCGGCCGCGCGGGGCCCAGUCAGCCGUCGCCGCGUCCCGGCGCCGAGCGGUGACGCCCGGACAUCCCGGGACUUUACCGACCUUUCCUUCGCCCUCCUCAGGCUCCAGCCCGACCUUCCUUGGAACCCGCGCUGCGCGCCUGAGGGGGACUGUACCCAGCCCUCUUUACCCGGGGUACUCCCCGUGGGAAGCCGUCCCUUUAAAAAAUGCCCGUUCCUUCUGUAACCGCGCGUUUCCCGGCGGCUCCGGGAGCCGUGCCCGCACCGCGGGGCUGCGCUCCGCCGCCAGGCACCGCCGCGCCGCCAGGGGGCAGUACACCCCCGCGGCGCGGUGGCUGCCGGGAGCUGUAGUCACGUGGGCCCGCCGGCUCCCCAUGGUAACGGCGGCGGCGGGUCCGGCGGGCGGCCAGUCUGCCUAAGACCAACUGGAGCUCUGCUGACUGCCCUCAGAUCCUGUACUGGUGGCCAAACUCUUCCCAGGUCCUGCCAUGUAAUUCUCCUGUACCUUUUCUUCCACCAUGAAGCUCAACUGAAAAUGCUGUCCCUUCAGUUUGGAUCUUCAUGAAUGGGCUGUAAACUUCUCUGGUGAAAGGCUAUUAAACACCUCAUGGUUUAGCUUGUUGCUUUUAACCCA